AUGGCAGAAGAGAUAAUAACGCUACAAGGGAUAGUGCAGCCUAGCAAAAUGGAAGCCAACGUGAAUAGCGAUUUAAUUGAGUAUAUUAUAGGUGAAGGAAUUAGUGUAAUUUACAUAUAGCUUGCUUGUUAUUUGCCACACCUUCGUUUAUUCCUAAAACCAGUAAUAAAAGAAAAAAAAUGAAUUGAUAUACAAGAAAUCUUUAAUGUUCUAGAUGACGUAGAGUUCUGACGAAAUGUCAGAGAAGUAAAAGAUAUUUAGCUUGCAAAUGGUUUUGAAACUGAGAUAAAUGUCAAGUUAAUUAAGGCUGCGAUAUUUUUGUUCAGCAAAAAUAAAAUAACGUAGGAAAUAAAUAGGGUACCGUGGAUAAAAACAUAUUACAGCUCUUAUGUGUCAUUAGAUUUUGAAUCGAGGAGGAAUGGAGUUAAACAAGACCCAAGUUUAUUGCAGAAGUCAUUUAUAUUGGUUAAUAGGUUUCUGCCACUGAAGCUUAUAUCUUUAUGGCUGGAGCAUAACACCCCAAAUUUUAAGCAUAUAGGAAGAUUGACUCCUCAUGAGUACUUAUUCUUAGCUGCAAACACUUAUGAUAGAAGCAAACUUAUUGAAGAAAGGCUUUUUUCACAGCCAGGUUUAAUUAUUGCAAAAGAUUCAAAUACAAAUACAUUUAUCUUAUCAGAAACAGUUUCAUCUAACCCUGAUUUAGAUAAAAGGCUUGAAAAAAUCAUGAGCAGCCAAAUAAAUGCUUCAAAUGUACUAUUUGAGCCUCAAGAAACAAUCAGUGAUAGCCGAUCUCCUUAUAAAUUAAAAAAAUUUUUGAGAAAAAACAAAAAUCAAGUCCAAAGUAAGCAAAUGAACGAAUUAAGAGUUUUAUUGCAAGACCCAAAUCUUUAUGAACAGGUAAAGCAAACUUUAUCUAAAAGUUCUUCUAUUGUCAAUAAAUCGAGAACUAAUGAAAAUUUUUCCUAUCAAAGAAUGAGAGCUACUUGUGGAAUUUUGAAUAGUGCAAGACCUUAUACAGCUACAAAUCCGUUAAAAUCAAGAUCUGAGAAAGAUCUUAAGAGCAAAAGAAUGCUAUCUGAUUGUCAGUUGCCUCUUGAUGAGCUUAAUAGAACCGGAGGGCAACAUCAUAGAUAUAUUGUAAGUUUCAGAGAGACAGACAAAUCAAACUCAUCUUCAAAUUUAAUUAAAGAUUGCUCUGACAGCCAAAUUAGGCCUUUUUCUGCAUCUUCAACGGCAACAUUAAAAGGAGCAAAUCGUGUUGCUUCAUCUAGGCCAAUGACAGGUAGCACAAGACCCUUUACCGCGAAUUCGCUUGCUAAUACUUCUGUGUCGCUAACUCCUCUAAUAAUUUUUAAAAUUAUAGAGCGGUUUUUUGAUAAUAAAGUUUUUUACAAAGUAAUAUAUAUAAAAUUAAAAUCUUCACUAAAAUUAAUUUGCCAAUCCUAA
Messenger RNA from Blepharisma stoltei, 1446 nucleotides. NCBI's taxonomy places the organism in Eukaryota, Ciliophora, Heterotrichea, Heterotrichida, Blepharismidae. The record is from the annotation of a GenBank genome assembly.